CAAUGUUGUUUUCGUCUGAUUUAAAAAUCAUCUCGCAAUAAACAUUACGCCCACACAUAAGUGGUUUUUAUAAUAUUUUUGCAAUAUAAAACGGAGGUAACUUGGGAAAGAUUCUUAUCCCAAAUCGUGUUAAAAAGUUUGUUAAAGACUCCCGAAUGGCAUCAGCAUCGUCCAGUAGCGCCAAGAAUCUUUUCAGCGAUUCCAAACGACGUCUGGCCGAGCGGGUUGCAGUAAACGUGAAUAACGCUUCCUCGGUAGCUCGACAAAUCGUUCGAGGCUCCAAAUCGAACGAAAUAUUAAUGCAGGCGGCCAAAAACUUUGCCUAUCACGAAAGUAGCGUAGACAACAGCAUCCAGAAUUUGAAAAAGAUGGACAUCAUUUUUCAGCAUCUUAACUAUCAAUAUGAAGCCAUUCAUCAGGCAGCCGAAAAGUUGGAAUAUGUGGAGGAACAAGUCAAUGCCAUGGAAAGAUAGCGACAGGCAAAAGCAGAUUCUGAUUCCUCUGGCGAUAAUCGGGAGUGAAAUUUUUUCUUUGGGAGGCUUUGCCACCCACUUUCGUUUCGGUUGAUGAUUGUUUUGUUAAAUUAUCAUCAUGGAUUACAUGACAAAUCUUCGUGAUGAUUGUUUUCGUAGGCAUGGGAGGCUGUAUUCAUAAUCUUUUCCCUUCUACUAGCGCAACCAAGCGGCAGCUAGCUGAACUGUAAGCGCAAUGCAUGCAUCUGUCAAAUGUUUCCGCCAAAAGGACCGUUUGUGUUUACAUUCCGUAUUUUAGUUUCGAAACAUUUUGUGAAGUGAAUAAGGGCCGAAAAUGUAGUAAUAAACCUAUUUUAAAAUA
Molecule: messenger RNA, 834 nt
Organism: Uranotaenia lowii
Lineage: Eukaryota; Metazoa; Arthropoda; Insecta; Diptera; Culicidae
Gene: BORCS7
Product: BLOC-1-related complex subunit 7
Exons: 2
Coding region: 156-473 (105 amino acids)
Cellular component (GO): BORC complex
Source: RefSeq, a predicted model, not a curated record